CCGGGGGGGCGGUUCCGGGGGGGCACCGGCGGAAGCGGAAGUGGCGGCGGGCGGGAUGGAGGAGGCGGAGAUGCAGCUGAAGGUGAAGAAAGUGACGGACAAGUUCACGGAGAGCCUGUACGUGCUGGCCAACGAGCCGUCGGUGGCGCUGUUCCGGCUGCAGGAGCACGUGCGCCGCUCCCUGCCCGAGCUGGCCCAGCACAAGUCGGACAUGCAGAGCUGGGAGGAGCAGAGCCAGGGAGCAAUUUACACCGUGGAAUACGCCUGCAGCGCCAUUAAGAACAUGACUGACAGCAGUGUUUACUUCAAGAGCAUUGACAGCCUCCUCAAACAUUCCAUAGCCAUGAAGGAGCAGCUCAACGCCGCCCAGGGCCGCAGCACCAUCACCCCCCAAUCCAAAAAUCCUCCAAGCACUUCCUGAUUUUUUUCCAUCCUCAAUUUCCCAGCCUUGGGAAGAAGCGGAAAAACCACAGG
This is a messenger RNA of Pseudopodoces humilis (Tibetan ground-tit), 474 nucleotides long. RefSeq names its product BLOC-1 related complex subunit 8 (gene BORCS8). Lineage: Eukaryota; Metazoa; Chordata; Aves; Passeriformes; Paridae. Gene Ontology annotation, cellular component: BORC complex. The record is from RefSeq and is a predicted model, not a curated record.